Magallana angulata is the source of this 2683-nucleotide messenger RNA. Its product is annotated as neural proliferation differentiation and control protein 1-like. The coding region runs from base 150 to 974 and encodes 274 amino acids. The record is from RefSeq and is a predicted model, not a curated record. Gene Ontology annotation, cellular component: membrane. NCBI's taxonomy places the organism in Eukaryota, Metazoa, Mollusca, Bivalvia, Ostreida, Ostreidae. The transcript is spliced from 7 exons.
AGUCCCAAUAUUUGUGACGUCAUAUUUGUCUCCGAGGAAAAAUCGAAGAGAAAUCUAUGAACUAGUCAGCUACAAUGGCAGAUACUUUUACGGACUAAAUUAGUUAACAUGUAGCAAAAGUGAUUGAAUUCAAAACGUGUGUGGCUAAAAUGAUCAUCACCCGUACCAUCCUUGGGUUGAUUGUUGUACUUUCUAUCAGUGUUUGCCAGUCAGUUCCCAGCAGAUAUGAUGAUGAAGAAUUGAUCAAGCUACUGAAAAGAUAUGAAGACCUGGAAAUUGGAGAUGGUAUUAAACUCAGAGACCUGGUUGAAAAUGAAUAUACUGGAGUGGAUAAGACAGCAAAAGUGAAAGCAGAGGAUGCUGGGAUAGACCUUGCAGCAGAGGAUCCUUACAUGGAGAAGGUGGAGACCACCCAGGCGGUGGAAACGACCACCACCCCUCACCCCAUGCCUAAGGCCCCCCAGCCACACGUACAGCCUGACCCUGACUCCAAGGAGAAGCCGCUUAUACCUCUCUCACAGGAUAGCAUGCUUUUUAUAGGAAUUGUGACGGCAUGCAGUCUUGCAGGGUUUGUUGGACUCAUCAUGGCUGGAGUGUGCUGGUACAAGCUACAUAAGAAUGCUAAGGCUGCCAGUGAGGUAGACUACCCAGCCUAUGGAGUUACUGGCCCUGCCAAGGAGAGGGUGGGUCCUGGCCCCGGGGACAGGAAGCUGGCCCAGAGUGCCCAGAUGUACCACUACCAGCACCAGAAACAGCAGAUGAUUGCUAUGGAAAAAGCCAAUGGAGAAAUGAAGAAUGAUGCCUCAGAGGAUGAGUCGGACGAGGAGAAUGAGGAAGGGGACUACACAGUCUACGAGUGUCCGGGGCUGGCCCCGCCGGGUGAGGUGAUGGAGGUCAGGAACCCCAUGUUUUCAGCAGAGACCCCGACAGGGACACAGACUGCAAACACCCCCCAGGAUCCACCCCAGCAGUAGACCCACACCACCAGUACAUACACUGGCAUUUACUUCAAGACUCCCUAUCUCUCCACACUUAACAUGACAAUUCCUCUCCUUCACAUCAGCUGUAUAAUUGUAGUACAUGUAUUACAUCCAGUUGACUAGAGUUUAAUGGUUCUUUCACAUAUAAGAAAAAAUUGUACAGUCAAGAACACAUGGUGGUUUGGACUGGUCAAAUACAGUCUGAUGGGUUCAUUUUUAUCUUUUUCUUUGUUGUAUUUAGUGCUGUAUUUAUGGAAUGUUGAACCACAUUUCCAAUGAUUGUAUAUUUUAAUAUUAAUCUUUCUGAUGUUUUUAUUGUGAUACGCAAUAUCAUAUGAUAAAAAGAAAUCUCCAUGGAAUCAUGUUUUUUGCUUGUUAAGUUUAUACAUUAGUAGACAUGCCAGUGUCAUUUCAUGAUUGUCUUUCAAGAAUGGGGUGUUUAUCCUGUUACUGAUGAUAUCUCUAUCUGCUCCUCUUAACUAAUGGUCCUCUUUGAUUUCUGUAGAUCCCGAGAGCACAAAAAAAACUAUUUGAAAGCAUAUUGCAUGUGAUUUCAAUUUGCAUGUUAUUUUAAAGAAACAAUUAAGUCUCAGGUACAUUUCAUGUGAUUACAUGAUUUAUAAGGGCUUUAAUGAAGAAUUCUGAUGUUGUUUACGUGCAUUAAAGGUUGUAAUUCUUUAUAAUAUUUAUGAUUAAUUUUUAGGAAAUUUAACAGAUAUUAAAAUGGUUAAACAAGUUCAGUGAAAGAUGCAUUGAUAGAUAAAUGUAGACAUAUGGGUGCCCGGUUCAUAUUUUAACAUGUAUAUUUAUCUAUAUUUUAUUUGUUAUUCAUCAGAAAUGGUGGAAAUUGAAUUUUAUUUAUGUAUAUUACAAGCUCUCUUUCUAAUAAGCUAGCUAGUACACACUUUGUGUCAUUAUAUUGAUUCAUUCCAACUAAAACAAUCUCAAUGAUAUAGAAAUCCAAUGUUAUUUAUGAUCUCUUUCUUUUACAUUCCUAAUUUAAAUGUAUGCAUAAACAUUUAUAUAUGCAUUUUCUUCAUUAAUGUACACUGCACAAGAAUUUUUUCUGAAUCAAUACAGAUCUGAUAUUACUGUAUCAAAAAUGUAAAUCUUCAAAAGCAAUUUUAUAAGUUUGUACAUUUUUAAGGAGUAAAUCUCAAGGAAAUGACCAUAUCAUGUGUACAUGUACAGAAUGCCAAAAUAAUUGUCAAAUUGUUCAUGUAUUUGAUCUACUGCAAUUGGGGGAAGAAUCCAGUAGUUUUCCAUCUAGAUAUAUGGUACAAACAUCAGUAGGUUGUGCAAUAGAUCAUUGUAUAUGGGUUAUGGUCAGUAAAGUGUUGUGCAAUUUUCGGCUACAAGUUGUUUUGGCAAAAGAUCACGUAGGUAAGACUGGGUUGUCUCUUGCCAGAAGGACUCCAAAGAGCACAGUGGCUGUAUUUUGUUGUCAAGUUAGACCAUUGUCACAGGUUUCAUUUCAUAUGUAUCAAUACAACAAAUCUCUGCAUUAUGUUUAUGUGAAAUUUGCAAACUUCAGAAUUUCAAUUUUUAUAUAAGGACCUUUUUUUUUAUACAUUUGUGGACAUCAUACAGAGAAAAAUUGUAUAAGGAUAUUUCUUUAAGUUUAAUAAUGGACAAGUCAGAUUUCUUUCUCUACAAGUACUGCAUGUUCUGUACUACAUGUGAAAUAAAACUUCUGAACGAAA